Molecule: messenger RNA, 1545 nt
Organism: Rosa chinensis
Lineage: Eukaryota; Viridiplantae; Streptophyta; Magnoliopsida; Rosales; Rosaceae
Product: pentatricopeptide repeat-containing protein At4g18975, chloroplastic
Exons: 9
Coding region: 25-1173 (382 amino acids)
Molecular function (GO): protein binding
Source: RefSeq, a predicted model, not a curated record
UCGUGUCUCUCGAAGGGUUCACCGAUGUCAAGCCCAGGCCCAUUCUCCCUGUCUUACUUUCUUGUUCCCAGCCAUAAAACUGCACUGGCUAUCUGCAAUUUCUGGCUUCCACAGCUUUCAACACUUAAAACCCAAGCUGGGUUUUUCAAAACCUUAAGCUAUCAUUGUGAUCCUGCAAAAGGUCUCAAAUUUUCUCAUACUCUUCAAUACAAUCCUCGUAGACAUUCCUGGUUUUUGUCAAGUAUAAUGUUUGCGAGUUCUGGAAGCUCCAUUUGUUGCCAGUCAGGAAUUAAUCAGAUCAAGCCAACUGAAGCAGCUUUGUCGCGCGGGGUUGGCUUCUUUAAUUGCAGAACUGCUCUCUUGCUGAAGUCUUCAUCAUUUCUCUCCGCAAGGAAUUCUCUACACUACAUUGUGGGUUUAAACACGUUCGAUGUAAAGUGCUCCCAGAAGCAAAGUAGACAAACUAUAACUGCUUCAAAAGCAAUUGAGAAGAAAACAAUCAAGAAGGUGGGAAGGAAUGAGCACCACUUAUGGAAGAAAAAAGACUCAGCUGGGUCUGGACAAAAGGCACUCAACCUUGUUAGAAUUGUUUCCGAUCUUCCCAAUGAGAAAGAGGCUAUUUUUGGAGCAUUGGAUAAAUGGACAGCUUGGGAGACAGAGUUCCCACUGAUUGCAGCAGCUAAGGCUUUGAGAAUUCUAAGGAAGAGGAGACAGUGGAUGCGUGUAAUUCAAGUGGCAAAGUGGAUGCUAAGCAAAGGUCAAGGAACAACAAUGGCAACAUAUGACACCCUUCUACUGGCAUUUGAUAUGGAUCAUAGGCUAGAUGAGGCUGAAUCACUGUGGAACAUGAUUCUGCUUACACAUACACGCUCUAUCUCAAAGCGGCUAUUUUCUAGGAUGAUCUCUUUGUACGAUCAUCACGAAAUGAUAAAUAAGAUAAUAGAGGUAUUCGCAGAUAUGGAGGAGUUGAGUGUAAGACCAGAUGAAGAUACUGUCAGGAGAGUGGCACGUGCUUUUCAGGAGCUAGGCCAAGAAGACAAGAGCAAACUUGUUUUGAGAAGAUAUGGGUGUAAAUGGAAGUACAUUCACUUCGAGGGUGAAAGGGUUAAAGUGAGAACUAAUGCAUGGGAUGAAGAUGAAAUCCCAACCAAUUCAAAUGGGAGCACAAUCUGAUCAUGGCUUAGAAACUUAUGGAGAGGAAGUGUAAUCUCUACUGUGUGAUCAGAUGGAUGAUGGAUCUAUGAUUUCAAGUUCUCAAUUCAUAGUCCUAUUCUGGAGUGUCAUGGCUUGGGAAUGUUGUAUCGGGCCAUUAGCCUUGCAGAGUUGCAGGUGAAAACAAAACUUGCCUCCAAGUAAACGGUAGACUAUAGCACAGAAGUACAUGUGUUUCUUAUAACCAUUAAUAUUUCAAGUAUAAUAUGAUAUGCUUUUAAUUUCUAUGGAUCAUCUCUUUUAGCUUUAAUUCGUCUACCAAACCUAUGUGAUUCAACAAGUUGUUUUCUCAUUCAAAAUUGUAUAGAGAAUACACCAGUAGCUAUUUGAUUA